CAGAUGCUGUAUAGAUUCCCUGGAAUGUGCCCAGUCCAAUGUUACAGGUCACACUUCUGCAUGAGAGAUGGAAGUCGAUUGCUUUGAGGAAGAAGCUGAUGCUUGCAAUAACUCCUGUUUAUUUUUGAUCUGAAAAAGGAAGACCAAAUUGAGUUUUGAUCAGAAGGAAACAUUUUGGAAACGAGCUGUUACCGACUUCUCCGAGUUGCGACAGAUUGCUUUCAUCAUGUCACUCAAGCAGGAAAAGAGCGAACCAACAGAGAGCUCAGAGCCUGAGCAAGAUUGUAACACAAUGAACUUCAAUCAAGAGACAAAAGAGUCGACAGAUAAGCCUCCCAAAAUGAUUGAUACCAGUUGCACCCAAAUCAAUUUGGCAGAAUCGUUUGCUACCAUGGAGUUGUCAUUUGAAACCCAUCAGGUGGAGAAAGUCUCUGUCCCUAACAGCAGCUCGACUCGAUUUAGCUUUCGGAAGCUCUGGGCCUUUACUGGACCUGGCUUUCUGAUGAGUAUUGCAUAUCUGGAUCCAGGAAACAUUGAAUCUGACCUUCAGUCUGGGGCUAUAGCAGGAUUUAAGAUCAUUUGGGUCUUGUUGUUGGCCACCAUUCUGGGUCUCAUGUUACAGAGGCUGUCAGCCAGGUUAGGAGUUGUAACUGGCAUGCAGUUGGCUGAAGUGUGUCGCAGGCAGUAUCCCAAGUUCCCUCGAAUUGUUUUGUGGUUGAUGGUGGAGCUGGCAAUCAUUGGCUCGGACAUGCAGGAAGUGAUUGGAUCAGCCAUAGCUAUUAACCUGCUGUCUGUUGGAAGGUAA
This is a messenger RNA of Rhincodon typus (whale shark), 805 nucleotides long. Its product is annotated as natural resistance-associated macrophage protein 2-like. The record is from RefSeq and is a predicted model, not a curated record. The transcript has 8 exons. The coding region runs from base 227 to 805 and encodes 192 amino acids. Gene Ontology annotation, biological process: metal ion transport. Gene Ontology annotation, cellular component: plasma membrane. Gene Ontology annotation, molecular function: cadmium ion transmembrane transporter activity; manganese ion transmembrane transporter activity; iron ion transmembrane transporter activity. NCBI's taxonomy places the organism in Eukaryota, Metazoa, Chordata, Chondrichthyes, Orectolobiformes, Rhincodontidae.